Messenger RNA from Fraxinus pennsylvanica, 2457 nucleotides. Lineage: Eukaryota; Viridiplantae; Streptophyta; Magnoliopsida; Lamiales; Oleaceae. The record is from the annotation of a GenBank genome assembly.
AUGGCGUCUAUUGGGACCGUUCAAAAUGCGGUGGACAGUUGUAUAAUUCUUCGCGGUAGAAACCGUCAUCGACCCAUGAUUCCUACACUUGCAUACAGACCAAGAAAAUCUUUUGAUGCUGGGGGUUUGACUAAUUGCCAUACUGCUGGAUUUUCAAGAAAUUUGAGUGAAGAUAAUACGGGGAGAUUGUCAUUGUGUUGUGGCAGCGUGGGAUGGAGGUCGAGGAUAAAGUUCGUACAAGCGACAGGGAAGGGAUCAGAGGAAGCUGAGAGUGGUGAUGAACAAGAUGAUGCUUUACAGGCCACAAUUGAAAAGAGCAAGAAGGUUCUGGCCAUGCAAAAAGACUUAUUAAAACAGAUUGCAGAAAGGAAAAAAUUAGUCUCAUCAAUAAAAAGUAGUAUUAUUGAUCCAGAAAGCGAUGAAUUGCCUUAUGAGGAGCGCAGUGGAAGUUUUUCAAGUAUUGGUAUUGCAACAGCUGAAGGUGACAAGAUCAGUGAAGACCUUGAUAAUGAAAGAUUCUCCACUAGCGGCAUCCACUCUGACUCAGCUGUUCAUGAUGUGAAUGAAAACACAGCUUCAGCUUCCAGUGAAUAUUCAUUUGCCAAUAUGACAGAACCUGGAAAAGACCUGCGUCAUAAUGACAAACCACAGUUGAAAGCCACUAUUUCAGAGUCAGUUCAGUCUCAGGAAGUGCCAUCAGUUCCUCUGAGAUCGGCUGUCACGCCCAGUCCAGAGCCUUUUUCAAAUAAGGAUUCUUACAAGUGGUUGAAGAAAGCCACAGAGACCUCCACCAAAGUAGAUUCAGACGAGUUGAAGGAUGCUAAUGUGGGGACAACCAUUUUAUCUGAUGCACCAUCGAGCCUGAAAUAUGAUAAAAGUAAAGAUGCAGAAGAAUCAAAUCUAGAGGACAUGAAGGUUAAAGUCCAAGAUCCCACAGGCGAAGAUGUGAAACCCCCUCCACUGGCCGGUCCCAAUGUCAUGAACAUAAUUUUGGUUGCUGCAGAAUGUGCUCCUUGGUCUAAAACAGGUGGGCUUGGAGAUGUUGCUGGAGCUUUACCCAAGGCUUUGGCUCGACGUGGACACAGAGUCAUGGUCGUUGCACCUCGCUACGGUAACUAUGCUGAACCUCAAUAUUCAGGAGUUCGGAAAACAUAUAAAGUAGAUGGCCAGGAUAUGGAGGUGACGUACUUCCAAACCUACAUUGAUGGUGUGGAUUUUGUUUUCAUGGAUAGUCCCGUGUUUCGUCAUAGAGAAAAUGAUAUAUAUGGAGGGAACCGUAUGGAUAUUUUGAAGCGUAUGGUUUUGUUCUGCAAAGCUGCUGUUGAGGUUCCUUGGCAUGUUCCAUGUGGUGGGGUCUGCUAUGGAGAUGGAAAUUUAGUUUUCAUUGCAAAUGAUUGGCACACUGCUUUACUGCCAGUGUACCUUAAGGCAUAUUACCGUGACAAUGGAUUGAUGAAAUAUACGAGAUCCAUUCUUGUGAUUCAUAAUAUUGCGCACCAGGGCCGUGGUCCUGUGGAUGAUUUUUCCUACGUGGAUCUUCCGCCACACUACUUGGACCUUUUUAGGUUGUAUGAUCCAGUUGGAGGAGAGCACUUCAACAUCUUUGCAGCAGGCCUGAAGACGGCAGAUCGUGUACUCACAGUUAGUCGUGGAUAUUCUUGGGAGCUAAAAACCUCAGAAGGUGGCUGGGGUCUACAUGGGAUUAUAAAUGAGAAUGAGUGGAAAUUUCAUGGAAUCGUAAAUGGAAUAGAUACAAACGAUUGGAACCCUGAAUUAGAUAUUUACCUACAAUCUGAUGGGUAUGUUAACUACUCCCUUGAUACCCUACAGAAGGGCAAACCCCAGUGUAAGGAAGCAUUGCAGAAGGAGCUUGGUUUGCCUGUCCGAGCUGACGUCCCAUUAAUUGGUUUCAUCGGGAGACUCGAUCACCAAAAAGGUGUUGAUCUGAUAGCCGAAGCUGUUCCUUGGAUGAUGAGCCAGGAUGUACAGUUGGUCAUGUUGGGCACUGGUAGGCCCGAUCUCGAACAGAUGCUUAGGCAGUUUGAGGGCCAGUACAAUGACAGAGUUAGGGGGUGGGUCGGUUUUUCCGUGAAGACAGCUCACCGGAUAACUGCUGGUGUUGACAUACUUCUGAUGCCAUCAAGAUUUGAACCUUGUGGACUGAACCAGCUGUAUGCAAUGUGUUAUGGGACAAUUCCAGUCGUUCAUGCAGUUGGUGGACUAAGAGAUACAGUGCAGCCUUUCAACCCUUUUGAAGAAACGGGGCUUGGAUGGACUUUUGCAAGGGCUGAGACGAACGAACUGAUCAAUGCAUUAGGGAACUGCUUAUUGACUUAUCGACAGUACAAAAAGAGUUGGGAGGGUCUCCAGAGACGAGGAAUGACACAAGAUCUAAGUUGGGAUAAUGCUGCUCAAAAUUACGAGGAAGAACUUAUUGCUGCCAAGUACCAGUGGUAA